AUGUCUGAUGUUGCGGAAGAAGUGGCUGGUGAUGGCACUUGUGCAGGUGGAUUUUCAGAGUCAGGAGGUGGAGGAUUUUGGGCCUCCAGUGGUGGAGCACUAACUGGUGGAGGACUCUCCGCUUCCGGAGGUGGAGGUGGAGGUGGAGGUGGAGGAUUCUGUGCUUCCGGAGUCUCAUCUCUCUCUCUCAAGAAUUCUUCACAUCUCAACAAAACCCCAAUCUCUCUUAUCUCUCUCAACUUCUUCUCUUCCUCUCCAAAAAGCCCCAGUGCAGUGUCGGAUUACUUGAUUGAUAGACACAUAUUUUCUCCUGAAACUGCUUUGAAAAUCUCUUCCGUCGUAAAGUAUCUGAAAAGGCCUGAAGAGACCGAUUCAAUUCUUUCAUUUCUUCAGGAAAGUGGUUUUGCGGAUACCCAUCUCGAGCGUGUCAUCAAAUCCGCGCCUCAACUUCUCUCUGCAAAUCUUGAGCUUUCCAUCAAACCCAAAUUCAAGUUUUUUCAAGACGUGGGUAUUUCUUCUAGCGAUAUUGUGCAAAUUGUUUCGUCUGACCCUCGGAUUCUAACUCGUAGCGUUGAUAGUCAGCUUGGCCCAUCGAUUUUAGCAUUGAAGAGUGUUUUGGUUUCGAAUGUGGAUAUGUCUACGUUUUUAAAGAGAUCUGGGCGUAUUCUGAGUCUUGAUUGGGCGAAAACUAUGAUUCCCAAUAUUGAAUUUUUGAAGAGCUGUGGCAUUAGUUCGUCGCAAAUAAGUCGAUAUGCAACAUUUUUCUUUCGUAAACCGACCAGAAUUAGAGAAUAUGUGAAGAGGGUUGAUGAGAUGGGCUUUGACAGGAAGUCUAAGACGUUUCUUGAAGCGAUUCGGGUUAUCAGUUGGAUGAGUAUCGAGAAAUGGGAGUUGAAAUUGGAGGUCUCUAAGAGUUUGAGAUUUUCAGAAGAUGACAUUUUGUCACGUGGUUAUUGA
Messenger RNA from Cornus florida, 957 nucleotides. RefSeq lists its product as uncharacterized. The transcript is spliced from 3 exons. Gene Ontology annotation, biological process: regulation of DNA-templated transcription; chloroplast organization. The record is from RefSeq and is a predicted model, not a curated record. Lineage: Eukaryota; Viridiplantae; Streptophyta; Magnoliopsida; Cornales; Cornaceae. Gene Ontology annotation, molecular function: double-stranded DNA binding. Gene Ontology annotation, cellular component: chloroplast. The coding region runs from base 1 to 957 and encodes 318 amino acids.